Leopardus geoffroyi (Geoffroy's cat) is the source of this 1431-nucleotide messenger RNA. RefSeq lists its product as uncharacterized. The record is from RefSeq and is a predicted model, not a curated record. The coding region runs from base 293 to 895 and encodes 200 amino acids. Lineage: Eukaryota; Metazoa; Chordata; Mammalia; Carnivora; Felidae. The transcript is spliced from 5 exons.
CUGCAAACGUAGACGAGAUCCUCACCGCGCGGCGCCGCAACCGGAAAAGGAAAGUGCGGGGCCACCCCGGCCGCUUUUCAGGGUCUGCGCAGGCGCUUUGAGUGCUGGUGCCUGGAAAAUGGAGACAGGGUGGAGGUUGGUAGGUGGGUCUGUGGCAGGAGGGAGGAUCCUUCAGCCCAGAGUCCAGCUCCAAAAGGGUGGGAGAGGGGAGAGGUGAAGGAAGGGUGCAUCCAGAGGCUGACCUGGGAGGACACACACGCAGAUACACAGCACAAGAGAGAGACGGGCACACAUGAAGGAGAAUGACAAAGAAGGGGCCGAUGGAGAAGAGGAGAAAGAAGACAGACAGAAGAUCAAUUACAGAUGGACCCAGGAAACACAAGUGACGGCGAUUCGGAGGCAGAGAGACCAGCCCUCAGAGAAAGAAGACAGACAGGACCCUGGGCUGGGACCAGAAAAGGCCUGGGGGGUGGGCAGGGUGCCCAUGUGGCCUCUCUGGACCAUCCUUCUGCUGGUACGGCCCUUGGGAGGCCUAGGAUCACCCCUCUGCCCUCGGGAGCCUUUCUACUUCCUUGUUGCCAUCAUGAAGAUGCUGGGAAACAAAAAUGAUGGCACUCUCUACACCCCUGAUGAUCUCUCGGUUUGUCCUGCUGAGACUCUGGGAUGCUUCCGGCUGGAGCUUUCUGUGAUCCAGUUCGAAGAGGGCCGAUCCAUGGGGAUUGCUGUGUUCCGGCUACAGCGUCUGCUGGAUGCAUUGGGGUCCCGGCUGUGGGUGACUGGCCAGGGUCCUUGUCCACCCUGUGAAGGACAUCCCCAGAGACCCGUCCCCCUCUUUCUGGCCAAGCUCUUAGAGUUAUUACAGGGGGCUUGUGCUAGGCACCUGCCUUCAGCAUGAGCCUGGGAGGACACAGACGCCCUAGUACUGCUGGAGGGCCCGGGAGGUGUGAGACAGAGGGCACUUGGUCUCCAGCCCCAGCUGCCAAUCCAAAGCCUUCUCCUUCUGGGCCAGAGGCUCCCAUCUGGAGCCCAUGGAACCAAGGGGAAGAGAGAAGGAGGAAAAUAAGAUCUGAAGCCUGAAGCCUCUGACCUACAGGGGUAGGGGGUUAGGUAAAUUGGCCCCCACCUGCCCCUCUUCUCCAUCUGAGGCACUCCCUCCUCUCUCCUCUUCCAGGAAGGGACAAAGCAUUGCACAGGUGUCUUCCAACCUCACGCCACCCCUACAGGACAGGGAGAGUCUUGUGCCUCAUGUCCCUGGCUGCAAAUAAUUACCAUCUGGAGAGCUUUCGGGUGACACUGAUGGUUAGGCUAGAUGUUGAUAAUUGGUCUCUGGUGCAUCCUGAACAGCUAUAGUUGGAAAAUCAACUUUAUUGAAAAUAACAACUUUAUUGAUGUGUAAUUUGUAUACAGUAAAAAGCAUACGUUUUAAACGUG